Gracilinanus agilis (Agile Gracile Mouse Opossum) is the source of this 565-nucleotide messenger RNA. Its product is annotated as homeobox protein DLX-6. The annotation marks the transcript as partial. Gene Ontology annotation, molecular function: DNA-binding transcription factor activity, RNA polymerase II-specific; RNA polymerase II cis-regulatory region sequence-specific DNA binding. Lineage: Eukaryota; Metazoa; Chordata; Mammalia; Didelphimorphia; Didelphidae. The transcript is spliced from 3 exons. Gene Ontology annotation, biological process: embryo development; cell differentiation; regulation of transcription by RNA polymerase II. The record is from RefSeq and is a predicted model, not a curated record.
CUACAGCCACCGCUCGCUGGCCGCCGCCUACCCCUACAUGAGCCACUCGCAACACAGCCCCUACCUCCAGGCCUAUCACAACAGCGGCUCGGCCGGCCCGACGCGGCCCGACGACCCAGAUCAACAGAAAACGACGGUCAUCGAAAACGGGGAGAUCCGAUUCAACGGCAAAGGGAAGAAGAUUCGGAAGCCGCGGACCAUUUACUCGAGCCUGCAGCUGCAGGCUCUGAACCACCGCUUCCAGCAGACCCAGUACCUGGCGCUGCCCGAGCGGGCCGAGCUCGCCGCUUCCCUGGGCCUCACCCAAACCCAGGUGAAGAUCUGGUUUCAGAACAAGCGCUCCAAGUUCAAGAAGCUGCUGAAGCAGGGCAGCAACCCCCACGAGAGCGAGCCCCUGGCGGGCUCGGCGGCCUUGUCUCCCCGCUCUCCGGCCCUGCCUCCCGUGUGGGACGUUUCCGCUUCGGCCAAGGGAGUCAACAUGCCCCCCAGCAGCUACAUGCCGGGCUACUCGCCCUGGUACUCCUCUCCACACCAAGACACAAUGCAGAGACCGCAGAUGAUGUGA